Stereum hirsutum FP-91666 SS1 is the source of this 2545-nucleotide messenger RNA. RefSeq names its product DEAD-domain-containing protein. Gene Ontology annotation, cellular component: nucleus. Bases 1 to 2454 code for a protein of 817 amino acids. Gene Ontology annotation, molecular function: nucleic acid binding; ATP binding; RNA helicase activity. NCBI's taxonomy places the organism in Eukaryota, Fungi, Basidiomycota, Agaricomycetes, Russulales, Stereaceae. The record is from RefSeq and is a predicted model, not a curated record. Gene Ontology annotation, biological process: rRNA processing. The transcript is spliced from 8 exons.
AUGUCAUCACGACCUGGUCCAUCUCAGCCCAAAAAACACCCCCAGAAAAAAGGACAACGGCCCGUCCAUGGCUCGAAGGUCAAGAAACUCUCUGAAAAGCAGCAAAUCGAGAACCUCGAGCGAGCCGCACAGGAAUUUGUUCCAGGAAAUGAAUUGAAGGCCUUUGCCGAUUUACCUCUUUCCGAGCCCACGAAGCGGGGACUUAGAAAGGCAUUCUUCGUAGACAUGACGGAUAUUCAAGCCAAAAGUCUACCUGUCUCGCUGAAAGGCAAAGACGUACUCGGGGCAGCUCGUACAGGAAGCGGCAAAACGCUUGCUUUUCUCAUACCUGUUCUCGAAAUUCUCUACCGACGGAAGUGGGGUCCCCAGGAUGGUCUGGGAGCUUUGAUCAUAUCCCCAACCCGAGAACUGGCCGUGCAAAUUUUCGAAGUACUUCGUUCGAUAGGAGGCUAUCACAGUUUCUCUGCCGGUCUCGUUAUUGGUGGAAAGAACCUGAAGGAUGAGCGAGAUCGCCUAUCACGGAUGAACAUCCUUGUUGCAACACCUGGACGGUUGCUCCAGCAUAUGGACCAGACUGUAGGCUUUGAGAGUGACAACCUUCAGCUGUUAGUUCUCGAUGAAGCAGACCGUAUUCUUGACAUGGGUUUCUCCCGUACCCUUACCGCCCUCCUCUCCCACCUCCCGAAAUCCCGUCAAACCCUCCUCUUCUCCGCCACCCAAACCAAAUCCGUCGCCGACCUCGCUCGUCUUUCUCUCAAGGACCCCGUCUUCGUCUCUGCCCACUCCCAACCCUCCGACUCCCCGGAAACCGAUGCCGCCACGAACGACAAGCACCUUGCCAUCCCCAAAGGUCUCGAACAGCACUACAUCAUAUCUCCCCUCCCGAAAAAACUCUCCAUCCUCUGGUCCUUCAUAAAAACGCAUCUACAAUCCAAAAUCCUCGUCUUCAUGUCCUCGUCCAAGCAAGUCCGCUUCGUUUUCGAGACUUUCAAGCGUAUGCACCCCGGUGUUCCGCUCCUCCACCUCUACGGCAAACAAAAACAAAUGACACGCCUGCAGACGUUCAAUCGAUUCACGACCAUGCAGCACGCGGUACUCUUCGCUACGGAUAUCGCAGCGAGAGGUCUAGAUUUCCCGAGCGUGAAUUGGGUGGUGCAGGUGGAUGCGCCCGAGGAUGCGGAGACGUAUGUGCAUAGGGUGGGCAGGACGGCGAGGUACGAGAGUAAUGGGAAGGCGAUGCUGAUGCUAUGUCCGAGUGAGGAGGAAGGGAUGAUGAAGAGCUUGAAAGAGAAAGGGGUGGAGGUGGCGAAGAUCAAGAUCAGGGAGAGUAAGACGCAGAGCAUUGAGAAUAUGUUGCAGAACUUGGCGUUCCAGGAACCGGAGAUCAAGUAUCUUGCGCAGAGGGCGUUCGUCUCAUACCUCCGGUCUGUGCAUCUGCAGAAGGACAAGGAGGUCUUCAAGGUCACCGAACUACCGGCGGAAGAAUUCGCCGCUUCACUAGGUCUUCCUGGAGCACCCAAGAUCAAGUUCCUGAGCAAGGAGAAGGCAAAAGAAAAGAAGAAUGCGUCACGGGCUGUCGCUGCCCUACAGGCCGAGAUCGAGAAAGAGCAGGGUGGAGCGAAGGCCGAGAGUUCUGAGGAGGGCUCUUCAUCCGACGAGGGCGAAGACGGGUCGGAAAAUGAGGCUGAGAAGCUAGAACAACCAACGGAGUCGAAGUCAAGCAAAGUGCGCACAAAGUACGACCGCAUGUUUGAACGGAAAAACCAAAACAUCCUCUCCUCGCAUUACACCAAACUAGUCGACCACUCCCUCGACCCCACCCUCAACCGCUCCGGCGACGCGUCCGACUCUGACGACGACUUCAUCACCCUCGCCCGCGCGGACCACGCCCUGCCGGGGGACGACGCACUCCCCUCCUCCGAAAACAUCUCGAAACGGAAACUGAAAGCCGGGACGAGCAAGCGCGCGAUGUUGAAGUAUAAAGGGGCGCCUACGAAGUUGGUGUUUGAUGAUGAAGGGAAGCCGCAUGAGGUUUAUGAGAUGAAAGAUGUGGAUGAUGUGUUUGGGGAGGGGAAACAGGAUGGGGACGUGAAGGAGGCGGGGAAGAAGUUCGUGGAGAGUGAGAGGGGGAGGUUGAGGGAGGCGGAUGUGAGGGAUAAGGAGGAGGCGAAGGAGAAGAAGAAGGAGAAGAAGAGGAAAAGGAAGGAGAGAGAACGCGAGGCGGAAGGCGAUGGCAUGGACGCCCCGGUGCUCGCCCCGGUGGACGAUGACGACGGAUACGUCUCCCCAGAUUUCGACCUGCCACCAGCGUCUUCCGAGGACGAAGACGAUGCUCCUCCACCACCGAAGCGUAGCAAACAUCAUCAAACACCACAGUCAUCAAGACGGGAAGAUAUAUCCACGCUGGAGGAUGAAGAAGAGCUGGCUUUGCGGAUGUUGCGCGGCGGUCGGUAGCUGUGCGAACUUGGUCUCAUCUCGUAUACUGGUUAUAAUAUCUAGUGGAGAUGGCGGAUUGUAGAACACUACGAUGCAUCUAGUUUAUCGC